AUGACUUUCACCACCAACAUCCCUGAGCCAGAAGUAAGGGUACUAGCACAGGACAGAGUUGAAUGGCUAGUCCCCCCCACUAUAAUGGCUGUCACCCCUGGAAAAUGGACAGACAAUGUGGAAGGAAGAGGACCUAGACUGAAAUACUUCCUGCUUCUGCCUGGUAACCUCACAUCCCAACGAUUGCGAGCAACAAAAUCGGGUACUUACCAGCCUCACCAACCAACUUCAAAGUCAUCCUCAUCCUCAGCAACUAUUCCCCCUAGUCCACUUCCAAUGGCCAACUCGAGCAGUCCACUUCUUUCGAAACCAAUCCCCACUAAACCAUUCCCAGGAGCAGUGAAAGUUCCUUGGGUCAUUGUCUGGACAAAUGAAGCAAUGGACAUUGACACUAUUGCGGAUAGUGAUGAUUCUGACUCACAUUUUUUGUGCUUUGAAGGAUUACCUUUUGAGUGGGAAGCUUGUCAAUCCUGGUUCUACAGGAAAGCCGUCUCCUCGCAUAUUGUGUGGAUCAACUGGAUGUUCAGAACUAUUUCAAACUCUCAUUCCAUGAUCUGGUUAGAUCUCAAUAGCAAUGAAGAUGCAUGCAAAUUAUGUGGUUAUCUAACUCACAGGACAAUGGGGAAGUGUUCUUUGAUAAAUGGGAACGACCCGCUGCUCCCCCGCCGACCCCGUCAGAUGAUUACAUGGAAGGAUCCUCACAGACUGUUCCCCUUGAAACAUGACUCACUUCGCCUCGGUGGUCCCCUCCUCCACCCAAUGUCACCCUUCUUCAUAGAGCCAGAGUUACGUUGGAGGAUUGUCAUCAUGUACUUCUCGGAACCCCAACUUAGGGUUCUGAUUCACUUCUUGAUCUAA
This is a messenger RNA of Laccaria bicolor S238N-H82, 858 nucleotides long. RefSeq lists its product as uncharacterized. The transcript is spliced from 7 exons. The record is from RefSeq and is a predicted model, not a curated record. The coding region runs from base 1 to 858 and encodes 285 amino acids. Lineage: Eukaryota; Fungi; Basidiomycota; Agaricomycetes; Agaricales; Hydnangiaceae.